AUGCACGCUACAGGAGGAGGCAGUGUCUUCAUUGCUCCUGGGCCAGGUGCUGCACCAGUGGACAUUGUAUCCCUCCUAUCUGGAACUGAUCAGCGUGUCAUGGCACUAGUCGGCUGGGACACGGUGACCGGCUUCGCAGGAGGGGUUCAAGUGUCCUCCAGAGGAGAAGCGGCAGUGCCUAUAGUUAUUGCUGCUGCUAGUGACACAGAGCCACUGCCAUCAACAUCUGCUGCCACAGAAGUGACAACACCAGCAGCGGUACUGCUCAAGUACAUCCUCGGAUGGUAUUGUACCACAAUGUUUUAUGGCUCACAGGGGGAGGCCUCAUCUGAAGCUGCUGAGGUUCAAAGCGAACCACAGCAGGAACAGCAGCAACAGCAACAACAGCAGCAACAGCGAACAAGAAGACCGUGCCGCAGGCGAAGGCGGCGGAUUCCGCCAUCCAUUGCCACUGAUGUCCUUGAGCAGCAGCGACAAUUGGUGGCGGGACAAAAAAAAAUGAUAGACAGGAUGACUGCACUUGUCCAGGUAUAG
Messenger RNA from Ornithodoros turicata, 534 nucleotides. Its product is annotated as ras guanine nucleotide exchange factor P-like. NCBI's taxonomy places the organism in Eukaryota, Metazoa, Arthropoda, Arachnida, Ixodida, Argasidae. The coding region runs from base 1 to 534 and encodes 177 amino acids. The transcript is spliced from 2 exons. The record is from RefSeq and is a predicted model, not a curated record.